Molecule: messenger RNA, 1683 nt
Organism: Nematolebias whitei (Rio pearlfish)
Lineage: Eukaryota; Metazoa; Chordata; Actinopteri; Cyprinodontiformes; Rivulidae
Gene: ift54
Product: TNF receptor-associated factor 3 interacting protein 1
Exons: 14
Coding region: 1-1683 (560 amino acids)
Biological process (GO): cilium assembly; intraciliary transport; regulation of microtubule cytoskeleton organization
Cellular component (GO): ciliary basal body; intraciliary transport particle B; axoneme
Molecular function (GO): microtubule binding
Source: RefSeq, a predicted model, not a curated record
AUGAAAUCUGAUAAUGUAAAGGAUAAGGACUCAAAAAUUGCCUUCCUACAGAAAGCCAUCGAUGUUGUGAUGAUGGUGACAGGCGAGUCACCGUCAGCAAAACCUGCACGAAUUGUUGCUGGACAUGAGCCUGAGAAAACCAACGAGCUGCUGCAGGUCAUCGGCAGGUGCUGCCUCAACAAGCUGUCCAGUGAUGAAGCAGUAAAGCGAGUGCUUGCUGGAGAAAGAGUGGACCUAAAAGCCUCCAGGUCCCAGGGCAAGGAGAACAGGGAAGGACGUGAACGCCAGCUGGAUAAAGAGGAAAAGAAAAUGAUAACGGAGCGCAGCGGCAGCCGGGAGCAGAAGGACCCAGACAAACCCAAAGAUCAGGAGAGUCGGCACAGAGACGGAGAUAAAGAACUCCAGCGUGACCGUGAGCGAUCUGACCGACGCCACCGCAGCGAGCAGGACCACCAAACCAACGAUCGCGACAAAGACAAGAGUCGAGACAGGGAGCGAGACAAAGGACGUGCCAGGGACAGAGAGAAAGACCGGGAGAGGGAUCGAGAAAGAGACCGAGAGAAAGACAAGGAGAAAAACCGAGAUAGAGAUUCGCACAGAAACCGGGAACAAGACAAAGAGAAACGAAGAGACAAAGACAGAGAGCGACACAAAGACCGGGACGACAGAAACAAAAGUGGAGGGAGUGGGAAUGACAAGGUCAGAGAGUCAGAAGAACCACAUCAGAAAUCCAGUCCUGAGGAGCAGAGUAACAAAUCAGCCAAAACUGUGCCAGCAACUAACAGUUCAACAAGAAUACCUCGUCCUUCAUCGGCCAAAGGACAGAGGCGGAAACCCAAGACUAUGGGUCAAGAUGACUCAGACAGUGAAGGAGAUGGAGAUGCUCUUUUAGCCCAGAGAGCCGUCCCGCAGGAAAACGGAGACACUGAAGGACCCUCAGUACCACCAGACACAACUUCCAGACUGAUAUCGCGGCCAAGCAGCGCCCGCCCAGCUCCACCUCGGAUCAGGAGGCAGGAAAGCCACACUGAUGUGACCCCAGCUGAGAGGUUAUCAAGUGCCAAGACCUCAGCACCUGUCAUAUUAGAUGGGAAGAAGCUGCCAGGGGAUGAGGAGGAUGAAGAUGAGCACUUCCUUGUGGAGGAAGCAGCCCCCCUACCCCUUGAUGUUCCUGAGAUCAUGAGAGAAUCCGGACAAGAAAUGGACGGUGAAGAAAACCACGGUGGACUCGUGAAAAAGAUCCUCGAGACCAAAAAAGACUACGAAUUGGUGCCGUCCUCCCCAAAAUCUAAAGAACAGUUCUUGCUGUCCGAACCUGCACAGAAGAAAGAGCGGCAAAUGAUGAGCAGGGAGACUGAGCGGCUUCGCGCGUCCAUCCAGUUGGUUUGUCGCAGCUCCCUGCCUCUGGGGAAGAUCAUGGACUACAUCCAGGAGGACAUGGACGCCAUGCAGACUGAGCUGCACACCUGGCGGCAGGAGAACAAGGAGCACGCACAGGCCCUGCUGCAGGAGCAGAGAGCCACAGACCGGGCCGUGGAGCCUCUGAAGGCAGAGCUGGCUGAGCUGGAGCAGCUGAUCAGAGACCAGCAGGAUAAGAUCUGUGCUGUGAAGUCCAACAUACUGAAGAACGAGGAGAAGAUUCAGAAAAUGGUGACUGGGAUCAACUUCUCCUCCAGAACCUGA